GGAAAAAAAAAAAAAAAGUGUGCAGAGAUAAAGAAGAGCAAUCAUCAGUAUGGCUUCUUCUUCUUCAAUUAGAUCGUUUGGUUCAUUGAUUUGCAGAUUCUCAAAUGGGGUUUUUCUUAGGCCCUCUCACUCAUUCGCUCUUCAAAGGAAGCUAUUUUUCAGCGAAAAGCUAUCAUCUUGCUCGCGGUAUUCAUCAUCAGGCAAAUGGGUUUCGGCAUUUCACUUCGGAACUGGGAAUUCUGUUAGAAAGAUUCGAACUUUCGCCCCUCUUUUUAUGGGGAGGCGCUCCUGCAAAAUUGCUGGUAGAAAGACAGCCCAAGAUGCUAAGAAGACAAAAUUGUAUUCAAGGAUUGGAAAAGAGGUUGUAUCAGCGGUUAAGAAAGGAGGUCCUAAUCCGGUAUCUAACAUAGUUCUUGCUGCAUUACUUGAGAAAGCUAAGGAGUUUGAUGUGCCUAAGGAAAUUCUUGAGCGUAACAUUAAGAGAGCUUCAGAGAAGGGUCAGGAAGCUUACAUCGAGAAAACAUAUGAGGUAUAUGGUUAUGGUGGAGCUGGUAUUGUUGUUGAAGUAUUAACAGAUAAAAUAAACAGAUCAGUGGCAGCUAUCAGAGGCGUACUUAAAGACUGUGGUGGAAAGAUGGCUGAUUCUGGUUCAAUCGCAUUCAAGUUCAAACGUGCUCGGGUUGUGAACAUAAAGGUAACAGAUGUUGAGAAAGACCAACUUCUCUCUAUUGCUUUAGAUGCUGGUGCUGAAGACAUCAUAGAACCUUUACUGGAUGAAGAUGAUUCUGAAGAAGACAAGUCAGAAAGACAUUAUAAAGUUGUGAGUUCAGCUGAGAAUUACUCUGAUAUGCUAUCAAAGCUUCGUGAUGCUGGAAUUCCAUGUGAAACUGAUAAUGGAUCUGAGCUACUUCCCAUAAAUCCGAUUGAGGUAGAUGAUGAGGCUAUGGAUUUGAACAGAGAACUCAUGUCCAAACUGCUUGAACUUGAUGAUGUUGAUGCCGUGUAUACAGAUCAGAAGUUAUGAGAUCAAUAAUUGUAAUAAACACCUAAAAUGUCACUGAGGUUUAGAUCUGUUAGGCUUAGCAUAAAUAUUCCAUGGAUGAUGCGGAUGGCUUCAUCCAACAUUCAUUGGAGAACAUUGCUUAGAAAUAUCUGGUAGCAGUAGCAUUCACAGAAUAUUGCACAGGAAAAUAUACAUAUUCGAUUUUCAGUUUUGAUGAAAA
This is a messenger RNA of Coffea eugenioides, 1223 nucleotides long. Its product is annotated as probable transcriptional regulatory protein At2g25830. Bases 50 to 1024 code for a protein of 324 amino acids. The transcript is spliced from 7 exons. Gene Ontology annotation, cellular component: chloroplast. The record is from RefSeq and is a predicted model, not a curated record. NCBI's taxonomy places the organism in Eukaryota, Viridiplantae, Streptophyta, Magnoliopsida, Gentianales, Rubiaceae.